AUGGCCCCGCAGGAGCUUCAGCAGCUGGUGCGCGUAGCGCUGAAGCAUCGCGAGGGCGAGUGCGCGGGCUUCCAAGUGGCGUCUGAGGGCCCAGAGGGCUCCAAAGGCCCUCGCUCGGGGCGGAAGAAGCGCGGUUCCGGCCAUUCUCAGCGGCUUGUGCCGCUCUCGCUGGCCUGCAAGGCCCCCGAGCUGUUAUCUGGGCGUGUGUCCGCUCUGUUUGCGCCGUCCGCGGCCUCCCAGCGACCUCUGGAGCCCGAGAAGGACGCGGAGAAGGGCGACCUGAGGCUCAAGCGGCUUCUGGACGCGCUGCUGAGCGAGCUGCAGCUCUCCGCCUUCGAGGCGGCCGUGCUGAGGGACCUGUGCGAGCAGCAGAGCGCCCGCGUGCUGAAGGAGAUGGACGGGAAGACGUCGGUGGAGCACAAGAAGGAGUUUUUACUGGGGCUGCUGCGUCCGGAGGGCUCUGUGAGCCCUAAAAAGGAGCAGCAGACGCCUAAGAAGAAGGAGAAGAAGGACCAGGGAGAGGACUCGCUCCAUGCCGAGCUGGUGGCCAAGAGAGUGGCGGCUAUCGGCCGUAGAGUCUUCAGUCCGCAGGUGCAGAUGCAGGUGCUGGCGCUGGCGGAGGAGAUCAGAGCGAGCUGGAGAACGACAGGGGGGAAGAGUGCAGCUGGCAGCAGGUUUGCGGAUACGAUGGAGCUGCUGGCCUUGGUAGAGAGGCUGCUGGACAAGCACGUGCUGCCCGAGGAGCACGGUGCGCACCUAAUGGAGCUCGUGCUGGGCGAGAACCGCGUGCUGUGGAGCGCACUGCAGAGCUACAAGAACGAUGGAGGAAGCUUGUCGGACUUGGAAACCACGGCUAAGCGGCUCGCGGCGCUGGGCUGCGAUCCGCCCAAGCCGAUCGCCAACAAGUCCAAGAAGGGGAAGAGUCCGAGGUGGCUGGGGAAACAGAGCUCGCUGGCGAAGAGAAGGGUGCGCGACGCCGCAAAGGCGACACCGUCGGCCGUGUCCGUGGUGCGCUCGCUGCACGCGCAGCACAUGCUUACGAGUCUGGAGUUGGACAUUGUGCAGGCGCUGGUGGGCCAGGAGGAUUCGCAGGUGUUGCAGAUCUUGAAAAACUUUGAGCAGAGCGACCAUCGUGAUGUGGGCGCGCUGCGAGACGCGCUGGUGAGCAUUGUGGAGGAGAUCACGAUGGAACUCGGAGAUGAAGAGAAGGCUGCUGCGGCGUUUGCCCGAGGCCUUGAUGAUGCUGUUCGAGAAGAGAACUCGUUCGUUGACAGCGACGACGAUAGUGACACGUUGGGGUGGCAGCGUCAUGUCGGCUUCUUGCUUGGUCAGUGGCAGGCCCAGCACCAUCUCACGCCGGCUGACGCUAAUACUCUACGAAGGAUGGUGGCGCAGCGGCACAAUUUGCUGGAGAGUGCAUAUGAGGUGUUUGCAGGCGAUGGCGACGCUAGUGAGCUGCUGGACACGCUCCAGCGCGUGGCGAAGCUGCAGCGCCAGAUCGAGCAGAGUCAGGCUGGUCAGAACGUUGCAAGUGGUGGGCCUGUCAGUGAUCUCAGCCUCGAGGAUGUCGUGCGGGAGAUGCAGAGGCGUGGAGUGCUGCAAGCGGGGGAUGCUGCAGGUCUGUUGGUCUUGUUCCAUGGUGGUAAUGAAGCUCUUCAGGCUGCGAACGAGGCUUUCCAGGCUGAUGGCGAUGUCCACGAGUUGGAAGAAACACUGCUGCUCGUGGUCAAACACGCUCGCUUUGGUGACGCAGAGGAAAACAAACCUGCUGAUGAGAGUCAGGCUGUGUCACGGCUUCUAGCCGAGUUCGGACGAAGCGGUCGGCUCGAACUGUGGCAAAUCCAGUUGCUGAUGUCGUUGUGCAAGUCACACGACCCACGUUUGUUUGCUGCAGUGGAUGUUUACAACGAGGACGAGGACGUGGACGAGCUGAUUGAGACGCUUGAGAUAUUGGUCGAGUUGGCGGCCUGGGGGCGUCACCGCCGAGCAAUGGUGCACGAUUGGAUCGCACCGCUGGCCCGCAGUGGAAAGCUUCCUCGUGGUGGAGCAGAACGACUCGUGCAGCUUGUAAAGGCUCGUGAUGACCGCGUCGUGGCGGCACUCGUCGUGUUCUUGAGCGACAACAACAAGGAGGAGUUCGUGGACACGCUGGCACGUAUUGCAUGUCUAGAGGUCAUGAAACUGAAGGACGUGCAGGAAGAGGUCAAGCAGGGUGAGUCAAAAGAGGGACACUUGGUGCUGGCCAUGCUUAAGGAGUUGGAGGAGAAGGGCGUCAUGUCUGAAGAGGAACGCGAGCAGAUUGAGGAGCUGGUGUGCAGCGGUGAGCCACGAAUGUUAGCGGCAAUGGACGUGCUGGCAGCGACACAUGACACCGACGAUUUUGCUGAUACCGCCCGACGCAUCUUGUCCACACGGAAGGAUGAUACUACUGAGGAGGGUGAAGCGAUUUCGGUUGAAGCCGCAAAGGAUACCGAAUCGGACCCCCAGUCUCCGGAAAACGGCACCGAAGAGAGUUCUGUUGUUGGUCGACUAAACGAAGAAGUUGGAGAGAAAGUCGACGAAGUGAUACCUGAGGAAAGCUCGCCCGGUGACCAGAAGGAAGAGCCACCUCACCGAGCCGAAAAGGAGGAAUUGGGAGAAGAGAACGGCGGAGAGGUGGUCGAGAAGAAGGAAACGGCAGAUGAGGCUGUGAAUGAUGAGAAUAACGUGGUGGAGCAGAAGGAAGAGCCGGAUAAGUCGGAAAUCGAGAAGGUUGGAGAGCUAGAAGAACAAAAGUAA
Molecule: messenger RNA, 2778 nt
Organism: Phytophthora sojae
Lineage: Eukaryota; Oomycota; Peronosporomycetes; Peronosporales; Peronosporaceae
Exons: 2
Coding region: 1-2778 (925 amino acids)
Source: RefSeq, a predicted model, not a curated record